AAAAAAAAAAAAGUGAUGGCAUCUACGUCAUAAAUCUCCAGAGGACCUGGGAGAAGCUUCUGCUGGCCAUGCCAUUGUUGCCAUUGAAAACCCUGCUGAUGUCAGUGUUAUAAUCCUCCAGGAAUACUGGCCAGAGGGCCAUGCUAAAGUUUGUUGCUGCCACUGGAGCCACUCCAAUUGCUGGCCGCCUCACUCCUGGAACCUUCACUAACCAGAUCCAGGCAGCCUUCUGGGAGCCACAGCUUCUUGUGGUUACUGACCCCAAGACUGACCACCAGCCUCUCACGGAGGCGUCUUAUGUUAACCUGCCUACCAUUGCUCUGUGUAACACAGAUUCUCCUCUGUACCAUGUGGACAUUGUCAUCCCAUGCAACAAGGGAGCUCACUCAGUGGGUCUGAUGUGGUGGAUGCUGGCUCAGGAAGUUCUGCGCAUGCGUGGCACCCUUUCCCAUGAACACCUGUGGGAGGUCAUGCCUAAUCUCCACUUCUACAGAGAUCCUGAAGAGAUCGAAAAAGAAGAGCAGGCUGCUGCUGAAAAGGCUGUGACCAAGGAGAAAUUUCAGGGCCAAUGGACUGCUCCAGCUCCUGAGUUCACUGCUCCUCAGCCUGAGGGUGCAGACUGGUCUGAAGGCAUGCAGGUGCCCUCUGUGCCUAUCCAGCAGUUCCCUACUGAAGACUGGAGUGCCCAGCCUGCCACGGAAGACUGGUCUGCAGCUCCCACUGCUCACACCACUGAAUGAGUAGGAGCAACCACUGAAUGGUCUUAAGCUGUUCUUGCACACACUCUUAAGCAACAUGGAAAUAAAGUUGAUGGAAAAUAAACAUCAGUUUCU
This is a messenger RNA of Cebus imitator (Panamanian white-faced capuchin), 833 nucleotides long. RefSeq names its product 40S ribosomal protein SA-like. Gene Ontology annotation, cellular component: ribosome; 90S preribosome; cytosolic small ribosomal subunit. The record is from RefSeq and is a predicted model, not a curated record. Gene Ontology annotation, biological process: ribosomal small subunit assembly; cytoplasmic translation. Bases 141 to 740 code for a protein of 199 amino acids. The transcript has a single exon. Lineage: Eukaryota; Metazoa; Chordata; Mammalia; Primates; Cebidae. Gene Ontology annotation, molecular function: structural constituent of ribosome.